AUGACGCCUUCUGACCGUGUGAGAGCCAAGAAGGCCAACUACCUGAUUCAGACCGGCGUGCUCACCCAUCGCGGUUUCAAGCACCUGUUCCGCAACUACGCCUAUCUCGUUUCGCAACUGCUCGAGACCGUACUCAUGGCCAUCGCCAUGGGGCUCAUCUUCCUGCAAGUGGGCGACGGCAGCAAGGAAGACAUCCAGGGCCGGCUCGGCGCCAUCUUCGGCGUUGUGGGCCUGCAGCCCUACGUCGUCAUGCUCACCACCAUGCUACACUACGAGGAGGAGCUGAAGGUGUUCAGCCGAGAGCAGCACGACAACAUGGUGUCGGUGUUGCCCUACUUUCUGUCGAUGCUGGCCACGUCGUUCCCCUUUGCGGUGAUCAUGCCCAUCAUCUUCUCGAGCAUCUACUACUGGAUGACCGGGUUGCGGCCCGAGUGGGACGCCUUCCUGUGGUUCACCCUCUGCGUCUUCCUUGCGCAGUACGUGGCUGAAUCGCUGGGAUUCCUGUUCAUCGCACUCACGCGGACGUUUGCGACCGCUUCGCUCGCGGCCAACUCCUUCGUGUCCUUCUGGAAUCUUUGUACGGGCUACCUCAUCAACCCCGACACGUUCAUCAUCUACCUGGAGAUCAUUGGCUACACUUCCUAUCUACAAUACACCUACGCGGCGAUGGCCGUGAACGAGCUCAAGGACAACAUGUACGAUUGUCCGUCGAGCGUGCCGGAGGAGUGCCUGGGCUACGACGGCAACGUGAUCCUCAAGCAGCAGCACCUGGUGUUCACCGAGAUGGGACCCUGCCUGGGCGUGUUGGCGGGCAUGGCCGUGGGCUUCCGGCUCAUCUCCCUCCUCCUGCUCUACAUCAUCAAGAAAAGCCCCGCCUAG
Messenger RNA from Acanthamoeba castellanii str. Neff, 879 nucleotides. Its product is annotated as ABC2 type transporter superfamily protein. The record is from RefSeq and is a predicted model, not a curated record. The transcript has 7 exons. Gene Ontology annotation, molecular function: ABC-type transporter activity. Gene Ontology annotation, cellular component: membrane. Lineage: Eukaryota; Discosea; Longamoebia; Acanthamoebidae. Bases 1 to 879 code for a protein of 292 amino acids.